AUACUUUGAUCACAAAUGUCCGUCACCCACAAGAUUUGAAAACUACUGUAGAAGGAUAAAGAGUUGGAGAUAAACCUAAACAGUUCCACACACAACACAUUACUACAGUAUAAAUCAACAUUAUAUUUGAAAAAAGGAGGUUGCGCAGUUAGCCUUGUUUGUCAGUGAUACUGAGAAGAAGCUUGAAGGAUGUGCAGUGGUCGUAUAGCUCUGGGCUAUGUGGCCUGGGUCCUGCUGGGGUUUAUGACUGGACUGCACUGGCUGGUCUUUAUACCAGGCCUAUGUCUCAACCCUUACAGAAGCUAUGGCAUGUUCAGUUUGUGUGCCAUCUUAUCACACAUGAUAGCUUAUUGGGUUGCUAAUGUGGCAUUUUGGGUCUUUAGACAAACUAUGCUGCCUUGGUAUAUUCCCUGCAGUGGAGGAGAGGAUAUGUCACCAGCCUGUUUGUUUAAUGAGCAAGAAACCAGGUACACAGCUUUCUAUGUGAUCCACCUAAUCCUCCUGUUAUUCAUGUUGAUCAAGUGGAUCGUGGAUGGUUUGUUGCUGUGGUACUGGAUAAGACGAAGCGACCAGAAAGCUGCUGCGCAAGACGGUCACCAUGGGAUAAAGUUGCCGCAGUCGGAGUAUGGGAGUGAUGUACAAAGGAAGUGAUGUACAAAGGAAUCCAGUAACUGUGAAGUGCCAUUGGAACAGUACCAUAAAAGAACGUCAUUCCCUUAAAAUUUAUAAUCCAGAGAUAACAGUGUGUCCAAUAGGGGUAGUUAUCUAUAUUUUUUGACUUAGACGGAUUUUAUAGAAGAGCUUUAAAAACUGAUAAGAUUCUCAGAAUAUUUUCUUUAAAAUUUUAAUGUUUAUACUUUUAUCGAUUUGUUAUAUACUGCGUAUAUAUGUAUAAUUGAUAUUUAUGAUACAAAGGAAUUCCGUAUUACACUGUAGAUGUGACUUUUAUUAUUUUUUCCUUUCUCUUGACUUCUUGUAAAAUAAACAAAU
Lingula anatina is the source of this 990-nucleotide messenger RNA. RefSeq lists its product as uncharacterized. The record is from RefSeq and is a predicted model, not a curated record. NCBI's taxonomy places the organism in Eukaryota, Metazoa, Brachiopoda, Lingulata, Lingulida, Lingulidae.